CAGGUUUGAGCUAUCUGGAAGAUGAAGCUCUGGAUGCAGUUGGUGCUCUCUACCUGGUUUCUCCUGAUCUGGCACACAGAAGCUGAGUUCUUCACUUCCAUAGGUCAAAUGACAGACCUGAUUUAUGCAGAGAAAGACUUGGUGCAGUCUUUAAAGGAAUAUAUCCGAGCAGAAGAGAACAAACUUGCUCAGAUUAAAAGCUGGGCUGAAAAGAUGGAUGUACUGACUAGCAAAUCCACCUCUGAUCCAGAAGGGUACCUGGCACAUCCUGUAAAUGCUUAUAAGCUGGUGAAGCGUUUAAAUACUGACUGGCUGGAAUUGGAAAACCUGGUUCUUCAGGAUACAACAAGUGGCUUCGUCGCGAACCUCUCGCUGCAGCGUCAGUUCUUUCCCACGGAGGAAGAUGAGACGGGAGCUGCCAAGGCCCUGAUGCGCCUGCAGGACACGUACAGGCUGGAUCCUGAAACUCUCUCUCGAGGAAACUUGCCAGGAACAAAGUACAAGUCCUCUCUGACAGUAGGGGACUGCUUUGGCAUGGGGAAGACUGCUUACAACGAUGGAGACUACUAUCACACAGUGCUCUGGAUGGAGCAAGCCUUAAAACAGCAUGAUGAGGGGGAGGAUACAACAGUCAGCAAAGUGGAGAUCCUGGAUUAUCUCAGCUAUGCUGUUUUCCAGUUUGGGGAUUUACACAGAGCCAUGGAGCUUACCAGGAGGCUGAUAUCCCUUGACAGUACCCACGAGAGAGCAGGCAGUAACCUGCGGUACUUUGAGAAGCUGCUGGAGAAGGAGAGAGAGGAGAAGGAGAAAGAUAAGUCAAUAAACAAGACCACAACGACAGAACCAGUGGUGCAGAGUGGUACCUAUGAGAGGCCUCUUGACUACUUGCCAGAGCGUGAUAUCUACGAGGCCCUUUGCAGAGGUGAAGGUGUAAAAAUGACUCCUCGAAGACAGAAAAGGCUGUUUUGUAGGUACCACGAUGGAAACAGAAACCCUCAUCUGCUCAUAGCUCCCUUUAAGGAGGAGGAUGAGUGGGAUAGCCCUCAUAUUGUACGAUACUAUGAUGUCAUGUCUGAUGAAGAAAUUGAGAAAAUUAAACAACUAGCUAAGCCAAAGCUGGCACGAGCCACAGUGCGUGAUCCCAAAACCGGCGUCCUUACAGUGGCAAGCUACAGGGUGUCUAAAAGCUCGUGGUUGGAGGAAGAUGAUGAUCCUGUUGUGGCCAAAGUGAAUCUAAGAAUGCAGCAGAUCACAGGGUUAACAGUGAAAACAGCUGAACUAUUGCAGGUUGCCAACUAUGGAAUGGGAGGCCAGUAUGAGCCACACUUCGAUUUUUCUAGGCGCCCCUUUGACAGCACACUCAGAUCGGAAGGAAAUAGGCUAGCGACGUUUCUUAACUAUAUGAGUGAUGUAGAAGCUGGAGGAGCUACAGUUUUCCCAGAUUUUGGGGCAGCAAUAUGGCCCAAGAAGGGAACAGCAGUGUUUUGGUACAACCUUUUCAGAAGCGGAGAAGGUGACUAUAGAACCAGGCACGCGGCUUGUCCAGUGCUAGUAGGGUGUAAAUGGGUUUCAAACAAAUGGUUUCACGAAAGAGGAAAUGAAUUCUUGAGACCUUGUGGGAGAACAGAGGUUGACUGAAGCCCAGCCUGCUGCAGGCCUUUGUUUCUUUGUCUUCUUUUCUACUGUUGGUUCUUCCAGUUCAUUUCUAAGAAAUGAUCCAUCUCUUUCUCCAAGAGUCCUGGCACUUUUCCGAAAAAGGACAACAAAAUCUGUAACACCUGUGAAAGAAAGUAAAUGGCAUUGCACACUUACUUGUGUUUUGGUUGCUGUUAUUUCCACGUUCCCCCCCCUACCUGCCUGAGCUGCCUCCAGCCCUCCCAGCUCUCUCUGUCAUAGUGGUG
Messenger RNA from Chaetura pelagica (chimney swift), 1901 nucleotides. RefSeq names its product prolyl 4-hydroxylase, alpha polypeptide II (gene P4HA2). NCBI's taxonomy places the organism in Eukaryota, Metazoa, Chordata, Aves, Apodiformes, Apodidae. Gene Ontology annotation, cellular component: endoplasmic reticulum. Gene Ontology annotation, biological process: peptidyl-proline hydroxylation to 4-hydroxy-L-proline. Gene Ontology annotation, molecular function: procollagen-proline 4-dioxygenase activity; L-ascorbic acid binding; protein binding. Bases 22 to 1638 code for a protein of 538 amino acids. The transcript has 14 exons. The record is from RefSeq and is a predicted model, not a curated record.